CGCCUGGGUGCCGCCAGUUCCCCCGCCUUCCUUUUCCUUCGUGCUGAGGCGGGUGGCAUGGCGGAGAAGGAUGACACCGGAGUUUGACGAAGAGGUGGUUUUUGAGAAUUCUCCACUUUACCAGUACUUACAGGAUCUGGGACACACAGACUUUGAAAUAUGUUCUUCUCUGUCACCAAAACCAGAAAAAUGCACAGCGACAGAGGGACAACAAAAGCCUCCUACAACAGCCCUUCCAAAACGAGGUGUCCUGUUAAAAGUGGCUGAAACCAUCAAAAGUUGGAUUUUUUCUCAAUGCAGUAAGAAAGAUGAUUUACUUCACAAGUUGGAUAUUGGAUUCCGACUCGACUCACUACAUACCAUCCUGCAGCAGGAAGUCCUGUUACAAGAGGAUGUGGAGCUGAUUGAGCUACUUGAUCCUAAUAUCCUGUCUGCAGGGCAACCUCAACAACAGGAAAAUGGACACCUUCCAACACUGCGCUCCCUGGCAACUCCUAAUAUUUGGGAUAUCUCAAUGCUGUUUGCCUUCAUUAGUUUGCUUAUUAUGCUUCCCACUUGGUGGAUUGUAUCUUCCUGGCUGGUAUGGGGAGUGAUUCUGUUUGUUUAUCUGAUCAUAAGAGCUUUGAGAUUAUGGAGGACAGCCAAACUACAGUUAACCCUAAAAAAAUACAAUGUUCAUUUGGAAAAUGCAGCAACAAAUAGCCGAGCUUUUACUAAUCUUGUGAGAAAAGCUUUACGUCUCAUUCAAGAAACUGAAGUCAUUUCCAGAGGAUUUACACUGGUCAGUGCUGCUUGCCCAUUUAAUAAAGCGGGACAGCAUCCCAGUCAGCAUCUCAGUGGCCUUCGGAAAGCUGUCUACAGAACUGUAAGAGCCAACUUUCAAGCAGCAAGGCUGGCUACCCUAUAUAUGCUGAAAAACUACCCCCUGAACUCGGAGAGUGACAAUGUAACCAACUACAUCUGUGUGGUACCUUUUAAGGAGCUGGGCCUUGGACUUAGUGAAGAGCAGAUUUCAGAAGAGGAAGCACAUAACCUUACAGAUGGCUUCAGCCUGCCUGCAUUGAAGGUUUUGUACCAACUCUGGGUGGCACAGAGUUCAGAAUUCUUCAGACGGUUAGCCCUGUUACUUUCUACAGCUAACGCCCCUCCUGGGCCCUUACUCACUCCAGCACUUUUGCCUCAUCGUAUUUUAUCUGAUGUGACUCAGGGUCUACCUCAAGCUCACUCUGCCUGCUUGGAAGAGCUUAAGCGCAGCUAUGAGUUCUAUCGGUACUUUGAAACGCAGCACCAAUCAGUACCCCAGCGUUUAUCCAAAACUCAGCAGAAAUCAAGAGAACUGAAUAAUGUUCACACAGCAGUACGCAGCUUGCAGCUCCAUCUGAAAGCAUUACUGAAUGAGGUAAUAAUUCUUGAAGAUGAACUGGAAAAGCUUGUUUGUACUAAAGAAGCACAAGAACUAGUGUCAGAAGCUUAUCAAAUCCUGGAACAGAAAUUAAAGUUGAUUCAGCCCCACGUUCAAGCAAGCAACAAUUGCUGGGAAGAGGCCAUUUCUCAAGUGGACAAACUGCUACGAAGAAAUACCGAUAAAAAAGGCAAACCUGAAACAGCAUGUGAAAGCCCACGCUGUACUGUGGUACCUGUGCUGCAGCCUACUCUACACAUUGCAGACCAAGAUCCCAUCCCUGAGGAGCAGGAAUUAGAAGCUUAUGUAGAUGAUAUUGAUAUGGACAGUGACUUCAGAAAGGAUGACUUUUAUUACUUGUCUCAAGAAGACAGAGAGAGACAGAAGCGUGAGCAUGAAGAAUCCAAGAGGGUACUCCAAGAAUUAAAAUCUGUGCUGGGAUUCAAAGCAUCAGAGGCAGAAAGGCAGAAGUGGAAGCAGCUUCUAUUUAGUGAUCACGCUGUGUUGAAAUCCUUGUCUUCUGUAGACCCAGUGGAACCCAUAAGUAAUUCAGAACCAUCAAUGGAUUCAGAUAUGGGGAAAGUUGGUAAAAAUGAUACUGAAGAAGAAAAUAGUAAACCCUCCAUAACUGAUGAUGAAAUAUGUAGUAGGACUGAGUAUUUAUGUGAAAACCCUCUAGAUGGUAAAAAUAAAGACAAUUCUACAAAUGAAGUCUCCCUGCAAGGAGCUGAAGAAAGAGUGUGUUAUCACUGUGAAAGUGAAGAUGACUCUCCACAGGCAGAUGUUGGUGACCUGCCCACUGCCCACCCAGUUCCCAGGGAUUCACCACAUCCCUCCAUUAAGCAGAGGCUGGCACGGCUGCAGCUGCCACCGGAUUUUACCUUCACUGCUGGCCUCGCUGCCGAAGUGGCUGCUCGAUCUCUCUCCUUUACCUCCAGGCAGGAACAGACUUUUGGUGAUGAGGAGGAAGAACAGUUAAUACAAGAAAAUAAAAGUGAGGUAGAAGAAAAGUAAGAACCAAGAUUUACAUGAAGGAUUUUUAACUGUUCCUUUUAUGAAAGUGUUUUUUAGCUUCGAGACUAGAUAUUACACUGGAAAGGGAAAUUAAGUGUGAGUUUACUAUACAUAAAGCUAAGGUGUGACUUUACAGGAAGAACCCUGGUUUGAACAACUGAUCUGAAAUUAGCAAUUACCUGUAUGGCAGAUCUUUUAGGAAAAUAUGAGAAAGGUAAGGGCUCUUUUGAAUAAACUGCUGUUUUAUUUGCAGCACAACUGAUCAGUCUUGGAAAUUCUUUAAGUACUUUUAAUAACAAAUGAAUUUAUCAUUUCUUGCCAGAAUUUGCUACCACAAGAUGACUGGGAUAAUUCUGUUGCAAGAACAUUAACAUUUAGUAUGACUCCUUUUUACUAUUUUCUCACAGUUAAUAACUGCAGCUAUUAUGUUAGUAACAGGUUGUUUGUAUUUUAUUUUUGUUUAUACCAAGUCUUAAAACAAAGAUACAGGCUAUGAAUAAAAAAACAGUUCUCAUGCAA
Messenger RNA from Miniopterus natalensis, 2935 nucleotides. It is a transcript of the gene VEZT, whose product is annotated as vezatin, adherens junctions transmembrane protein. Lineage: Eukaryota; Metazoa; Chordata; Mammalia; Chiroptera; Miniopteridae. Gene Ontology annotation, molecular function: myosin binding. Gene Ontology annotation, biological process: cell-cell adhesion. Gene Ontology annotation, cellular component: plasma membrane. The record is from RefSeq and is a predicted model, not a curated record.